GGGGAGGAGGGAGCAGUGAAAGGGAGGAGGAGGACAGAAGGAGGUGAGGAGGGCCACUCAGUCAUUGUUACCACCUCGAGGACCGGCAGAGACCUCGCUGCUGCCCGUUUUCUUCAGGAAAGCCGUUCAGAUCCAUUAGAGGCAGUUUGCAUCACUGUUGUCCAGUAGGGAAGCUGAAGGAGGAGGAAAACACUCAGAUGGAAUCUGGGCAGUGAUGGAUGCAGCCAGCCUCAGCCUCAGCCGUGUUGGAUUAUGCAGCCCGACCCGAGCGUUUUCCCCAUGAACCGAACAGAUCUGCCUCUUUAGCAGUUCGUCUCGGCGUGAAUGCGUCUCAUGCGUGUGCCGAUCAACAUGGACGCGCUGUGGGUGCUCUCCUUGUCCAUGCUGACGGCGUGCGUAGCCAUCCCCAUGGAUGCGGCGGCGGGCAGCCACAGCCUCUUCACCUGUGAGCCCAUCACCCUGCGCAUGUGUCAGGAGCUGCCGUACAACGCCACCUUCAUGCCCAACAUAAUGAACCAUUAUGACCAGCAGACCGCCGCCCUCGCCAUGGAGCCGUUUCAUCCCAUGGUGAACCUGCGGUGCUCUCCGGACCUGCGCAUGUUCCUCUGCGCGCUCUACGCCCCCGUGUGCACCGAGUACGGCCGCAUGACGCUGCCGUGCCGCCGCCUCUGCCUGCAGGCCAAGAGCGACUGCUACAAGCUUAUGGAGAUGUUCGGGGUCAGCUGGCCGGACGAGAUGGACUGCAUCAGGUUCCCAGACUGCGAUGACCCGUACCCCCGUCCCGCGGACCUCCUGUCCAGCUCGGACACCACAGAGUCUCCCAUCUCCGUGCAGAGGGACUACGGUUUCUGGUGUCCUCGCGAGCUAAAAAUCUCCCCAGAGCUCGGCUACUCCUUCAUGGGGGUGCGAGACUGCUCCCCCCCUUGUCCCAACAUGUACUUCACCCGGGAGGAGCUGGCGUUCGCCCGUUACUUCAUCGGCGUGGUGUCCAUCGUCUGCCUGUCUGCCACCCUCUUCACGUUCCUGACCUUCCUGAUCGACGUGGCGCGCUUCCGUUACCCGGAGCGACCCAUCAUCUUCUACGCCGUGUGCUACAUGAUGGUCUCCCUGGUCUUCUUUCUGGGUUUCCUGCUGGAGAACAAAGUUUCCUGCAACACGGCGAGUCCCGGGAAGUUCCGAGCCUCCACAGUGACCCAAGGCUCCCACAACAAGGCCUGCACCCUCCUCUUCAUGGUGCUGUACUUCUUCACCAUGGCGGGCAGCAUCUGGUGGGUCAUCCUCACCAUCACCUGGUUCCUGGCUGCCGUCCCCAAGUGGGGCAGCGAGGCCAUAGAGAAAAAGGCUCUGCUCUUCCACGCCUGUGCCUGGGGCGUCCCUGGCAUCCUCACCGUCACGCUGCUCGCCAUGAACAAGAUCGAGGGGGACGGCAUGAGCGGCGUCUGCUUCGUGGGGCUUUACGACCUGACGGCUCUGCGCUGGUUCCUGCUGGCGCCUCUGGGACUGGAUGUUGUGGUAGGCGUGGUGUUGCUGCUGGCGGGCAUCGCGGCGCUCAACCGCGUCCGCAUGGAGAUCCCGCUGGAGAAGGAGAACCGGGAGAAGCUGGUGAAGUUCAUGAUCCGGAUAGGUGUCUUCUCUGUGCUCUACCUGGUUCCCCUGCUGACCGUCCUGGCCUGCUACCUCUACGAGAGCAGCUACCGCGCUCUCUGGGAGACGAGCUGGGUGCAGAGGGAGUGCCGGCGUUACCACAUACCCUGCCCUUACCAGGUUGAGCGUACGAGCCAUCCUGACCUGGUGCUCUUCCUCAUCAAGUACCUGAUGAUGCUGGUGGUGGGAAUCCCGUCUGUGUUCUGGGUCGGCAGCAAGAAGACCUGCUUUGAGUGGGCGAGCUUCUUCAACGGGAAAAGACGCAAACACGCAUUAACCCCCUCUCCCGCUGCCUGCUCCACCCACUCCUCCAUCCUCUUCUACCACACCCAUUUCCCCGCCACCUUCCCCCUGUCCCUCCCCACCCUCCUCCGUCUCUCCCUCCCAACACUCCCCCCUUCCUCUUCCUCCUCUUCCUCCCGCUGUAGUGGGAUGGUCAAUGACAGCAGACAGGUGCUCCAGGAGCCAGAUUUUGCCCAGCUGCUCUACAGAGACCCCAACACUCCCAUAGUGAGGAAGUCGAGGGGCACAUCCACCCAGGGGACCUCCACCCACGCAUCCUCCACCCACCUGGCCAUGCUGGACGAGCCUCCCAGCGGCAGCACCAGCCGGGCCGGUUCGGUACGCAGUGCUCGCUCCAAGAUGAGCAGUUACCACGGCAGCCUGCACCGCUCCCGAGACGGCAGGUACACGGGCUCCAGCUUCCGGGCACCAAACGACCGGCCCCCCUUUGGCAGCCUGCCGCGCCUCAACGCCCAGUCCAGACACUGCAGCACCAACCGGCUGGACAGCCUCUCCAGGCACGGCUCCACCCUGAGGCUGGAGAGCCAAUCGCAGCACAGCAGCAUCAGGGACCUGAGCCCCGCCACGCAGGCGGUUCUGUCCGGAAACGGAAUACGCAGAGUGAUGGAGGAGGACGGAGCCUGAGCCGCCCACAUUCUGAACAGAUGGAGGUUUGUGAAGGCGCUGAAGUUGGAGCGCAGCUUUAAGACACGGGACCAAAAACCCCAAUCCGACUUUCUUUGUUGACCAGUUUGGACAAACAGACUCUGAAAAAUGAAGACGGACACUUCUGAGCCGGUGAAGAACAAAAUGUGAAGGACUCUGAACCUGCACUUCUGCAGAUCUUUAUUUUUGUUUUUUCUUCUUCAGACUUUUUCUGUUUUUUCCUCAUUUCCUCUAAAAAGAGCUGUAAACUACGGUGGCCCUGAAGUGAAAAUUACAUCAACAAAUCACAUGAAACAAACAACAACAUGAAAGCAUAUUAAAGAUCACUGACAAUUUAAAAAAAGGAAAGAAAAAACUAUUACAUUUUAGAAAUCAAAACAAGAUUACAAAAAUUAAAUGGAGAAAAAAAAAUUUCCGGGGAAAACAGUAAUUUCCUGAAUUCAAAACGAAACAAAGUUAAAGAGUUUUUAAAAACAAAACAGGAAAAGGUAGGUAUAUUUACAGGACUUCCCUGAUUGGAUGAUGUUUGGCUUUUCCAUUGCAGAGGGUCUUUAAAGUAAUAUCGUCUGUCUGGAAGAAGUCGCCGUGUCCAAAGAGGUAAACAAACAUCCAAUCAGUGACGUCCCAGAAUACCUACAUUUUGUAGUUUAUUUUAUUCUUUUAAUUUCUGGAAAGUACUUUUGUUUCCUUUUCACAUUUUGGUUUCUGAACUUUUGUUUUUGUUUUGCUUUGUCGGGAUCAUUUGCAUGUUUUUGCAUUCAGUGAUUUGGACUUCAGGGCCACCAUAGUAAACCGCAGCUUGAUGCUAAAAAGGGAAACGUUGAAAUUCAAACUCCUGCUUUACAUUUAGUUAAAACUAAAAGGAUGAAGAGAAGAACUUUGACAUUGAACGUAGUUUUCCGUCUGGACGUUCAUCCUGUAGCUGCUGCGAGAGCAGAGCACUUUUCUAAUAAAGACGUUUUCUACAGAGAAAUAAUCA
Molecule: messenger RNA, 3571 nt
Organism: Oryzias latipes (Japanese medaka)
Lineage: Eukaryota; Metazoa; Chordata; Actinopteri; Beloniformes; Adrianichthyidae
Gene: fzd3a
Product: frizzled class receptor 3a
Biological process (GO): non-canonical Wnt signaling pathway; canonical Wnt signaling pathway
Cellular component (GO): plasma membrane
Molecular function (GO): Wnt-protein binding; Wnt receptor activity
Source: RefSeq, a predicted model, not a curated record